AUGGAAAGUCUAGAGUCGAAACUCUUUGGGCGAGAAGAUAUCAUCGAAAAAUACAGAAAAUCGUUGCAGGUGCUACGUAAAACCACCAACUCGAAAGACCGUACCAUCGACAUGCAAGGCGAUAUGAUCAAGGAGCUGAAGGCACAUCUCAAGGAGCAAAAUAGUACCGUUUAUCAGCAACGUGAGACUAUCAAUGAGCGAGACGACAUGAUUGAGGACCUGAAGGCAGAACUCGAGCAACGAAAUGAUACCGUCAAUAAGCUGCGUGUGACUAUCGACGAGAAAGAUGAUGACAUGAGUGAGCGUGACGACAUGAUUGAGGAGCUGAAGGCACAACUCGAGGAACGAGAUGAUACCAUCAACGAGCGAGACGAUAUGAUCGAGGAGCUGAAGGCAGAACUCAAUCAGACAAAUAAAGGUUGGGAAUGGGCCAUGAAUGAGCUCGACAAAGAAGUCCGAGUCCGAAAGGGCACCAUCAAUCAGUAG
Capronia epimyces CBS 606.96 is the source of this 486-nucleotide messenger RNA. RefSeq lists its product as uncharacterized. The coding region runs from base 1 to 486 and encodes 161 amino acids. The transcript has a single exon. Lineage: Eukaryota; Fungi; Ascomycota; Eurotiomycetes; Chaetothyriales; Herpotrichiellaceae. The record is from RefSeq and is a predicted model, not a curated record.